Messenger RNA from Epinephelus fuscoguttatus (brown-marbled grouper), 659 nucleotides. RefSeq lists its product as uncharacterized. NCBI's taxonomy places the organism in Eukaryota, Metazoa, Chordata, Actinopteri, Perciformes, Serranidae. The coding region runs from base 58 to 369 and encodes 103 amino acids. The record is from RefSeq and is a predicted model, not a curated record. The transcript is spliced from 2 exons.
UACAUACCCCCAUCUCGGGAUGCUGUCCACCUGCCUACCUAUGUCCUUUACCUGAUCAUGGCAGUCUUUGUCGUGUUGGGUGUUCUCUACGCUAUCAUCGGUCACCUCAUCAAGGACCUCAUCCAUGACUUUGCAGAUUGGGUGUUAGGGGAGCAACCUGAGGAGGUGGUGGUGAAUUACUGUGAGGCAAAGGAUAAGUUCAUGGCAGACUGGUGCCCAGAAACCUCCCCUGAACUCGAGGCAAUGGCCCGGGCUGAGGAGAACAAGGUGAUUGACAGGGAUUUCAUGAAGGCCCCCGCCAUCUGGGUCAUCUCUGAACCUCGGGGGAGCAAGUCGGGACCCCGUGUGGUCUUUGAGAGGAGGUCAUAGGAGAGAGAAGAUGCCAUCAGAUUAUAGACUUGAUGUUGAUGAAGAUCAUCUGAACUGAAAUGAGUGAGAGGUGAAGUGAGUGGCUGUAAUGAAGCAUUACUGUGUACGGCUAAGGAUGUGCUGCCAUAUUGUGGACACAGGAGGGGAUCUCUUGCUGGCAAUGCCCAAUGCUUUAGUGCACAGUUGUCCUAUGAGGACAUCUAGUGUCUGUUGAGGUCACUGCAGUUGAUGAUGAUGUCAGCACAAGUUUGUCUGAGAUCAAAAUGGAACUAAAAAACUAUAAUAUGCCU